AUGUCAAAGCCGUACUCUAAGGACAAUGGCAAAGACCCCGCAGACAUGAGUGAGGGUGACUGGAGGUCGCGAGCUGACGCCGCAGCGACCGUUUCUAACGCCAUGUACGUCUCCAGAGCAGAUGUCUAUCGUGUGAACGGCAAGAAGACGAAAGCAUUUCGCCUGUGCAAGACCCUGAUGAAAACCAUCGGCAUCGUCUGCGCUGUGUUCAUCGCCAUACUGCAGCCGUACUUUGCAGUCAGAGUCACUACUCUUACAGCAGAAGUGAAGAACCUUCGCGCUUGGGCAAAACUGAGACCGCCGGAGCUAAAGGGCUAUCACGGGCCGCCCGAAACUCUGGGAGGAAAGGGACCCACAGAAUCCAAUGGCCCAAAAGGACCUGGAGGCCUGAUGGGGCCUCCCGGGCCUCCAGGCCCACCUGGGCCCCCGGGUGAGAAGGGGGCCCCCGGAACCCCGGGUCCAGCUGGGCUCCCGGGAGAAAAGGGUACUACUGGGCCGGCUGGCCCUAAUGGAACGAGCGGCAAGUUCCGAGCCCCCUCAGGCGCACUUGGGCCUCCGGGUGACAAGAGGGUCAUGGGGCCAGCUGGCCCUAAUGGAACGGGGGGCCAGUUCCGAGUCCACGGUCCUCCAGGUCCACCUGGUCCCCCCGGUGAAAAGGGGCCAACAGGGCCAGUCGGCCCGAAGGGAAAGGAUGGCGAGCGAGGAGUUCGCGGCCCUGCCGGACCACCAGGACGCAGCGGAGCGGACGGCCGCCCCGGAUCCGGACGUCCUGGGCCAGCCGGACCCCCAGGGCGCCCGGGCAAUCCAGGGGAAAAGGGAGCCAUGGGGCCAGCUGGCCCUAAAGGGCGGGACGGGCCACCCGGACCGGUCGGCGCCGAAGGGCUGAGGGGCCCUGCUGGGCCGCCUGGGCCAGCGGGAUACUUGCAGUGCAGAGCGGAGAAAGCGAGCUGCCACUUCCCGUUUGUGUACAAGAACCAGACGUACUGCUCCUGUACCAAGGUGGACUGGGAUAAAGAGUGGUGCUCCAAAACUGCCGUGUAUAACGGCUCUUGGAAGUCUUGCGACUAA
Molecule: messenger RNA, 1068 nt
Organism: Branchiostoma belcheri (Belcher's lancelet)
Lineage: Eukaryota; Metazoa; Chordata; Leptocardii; Amphioxiformes; Branchiostomatidae
Product: collagen alpha-1(I) chain-like
Exons: 6
Coding region: 1-1068 (355 amino acids)
Source: RefSeq, a predicted model, not a curated record